UCGCAACAGGGAGUCUAAAGGGUUCAGUUCAAAACAGGUUAUUAUCAAUAAUAUGGUUCACUGAAUUCCGUCCGGAAUCAAUGUAUUCACUACAGGGGGCUGGUUACUGCCGAUUUGAUGCUGAAGCGCAGAGUCCGUCAGGUUCUUGCCCGUACCGCUCACAGACGCUGGAUGUUUGAUGAGUGCGCGUGAAGGAGAAGGUUUUGGCAGUGAACUUGCAAGGAGCUCUUCGACCGUCCGACUGCACUACGACACUCGAAAUCGCGUGCGGUGCGCUUCCAAUGGAAUGAGAGUGAUUCAACUCAGGAGGGGUGAUCCAGCUGGGGCUGAGGUGUAAAACAAGCUAGAAGGUGGCAGCUAUUUCCCCCAGGUGCUGGCAUGCUGAGGAUUCCGGAAAAUGGAAGUUAUUUUUGGACGUCUAAAGUAACUAGGCAGUCUUCAUGAUUCGGUGUAGAGAACAACGGAGAGAAGACCAAGAUCAGAAGUUAUUCAGGCGACUUUUAACGAAGUGUUUAGCAAGCAAGUCUAGCUAGUGAUACGGAAUGUUUACUCAAUUCCAGUUAGUUAAGAUAGGUUAGAUUAGCCUACGUUCUUUUGACCAUACCAAACUCCAUAUCCACAUAAACUAUUUUCGAAAGAAACCAAAUUUACACUAAUGUCAAGUCUAAUUACUGCAGAAAAUGGUAAUUUGAAGUACAACUGAAGCAGUGGAAACACUUGCCGACGACUCGCGUAGAAGACGAAAAGCAGUUUAUCAGUAUCAACUACGCAAGACAAAAAGAUGAAGUCUGCAGCAUUCAUAUUUCUGCUUAUCAGUUCUGCUGCCUGUGUCAAUCUGAAAUACAUUUCCAAGAGGAACUCUGUGGACGGUUGUAUUGACUGGUCAGUGGACCUGAAGACAUACCGUGUUCUGGCAGGAGAACCUCUGAGAGUGAAGUGCGCCCUUUUCUACAGCUACAUCCGCACCAACUAUAGCAUGACUCAGAAUGCCAAGCUGCGGCUGAUCUGGUACAAGAACAAGGGGGACUCAGAAGAGCCCAUUAUCUUCUCUGGCCACCGGCUCAGUAAGGAGGGUGACUCCAUCUGGUUCCGCUCAGCGGAGAUGGAAGACAAUGGCUUUUACACUUGUGUGCUCAGAAACACAACAUACUGCAUGAAGGUGUCCAUGUCCUUGACAGUAGAGGAAAGCGAUGAAGAUCUCUGCUUCAGCAGUCGAAUUCGCUACAUAGAGAAGGCAGAGGUCACUAAAAGCAAAAUGAUCACCUGUCCUGACAUCGACGACUACCUAGCCCCUUACAAACAGCCCAUCAUGGCGUGGUACAAGGAGUGUCAAAAGAAACUCUGGAGGAGUUCCAUAAUCAUCAACACCACCAACCUCUAUAUUCCAGUGGUGCAGGAGGAGGAUGAAGGGAAUUACACAUGUGAGCUGAAGUAUGGGAGCAGAGUAGUCAGGAGAACAACAGAACUCAAAGUAACAGCUCUCCUCACAUCUAGACCACCGAAAGUCCUAUUCCCCACAGAGGGACAGGCCAAUAUUAUAGAAGUCCAAGUGGGCAUGCCCCUCAGUUUGGACUGCAAAGCUUUCUUUGGCUAUAGUGGAGAGUCCCGACCAAUAAUCUACUGGACGAAGGGGGACAAGUUCGUAGAAGAGUUGGAAGGACAUGUCAGAGAGAGUGAAGUUAGGGUCACCAGAGAGUACUUGGGAGAGAAAGAAGUGGAGCUGAGUCUAACCUUCGAUGCUGUGGAGGAGACAGACAUGGGCAACUACACCUGCACUGUGGAGAACCAUAAUGGGCGUGGGCGUGGAAGUGUCCUCCUUCAGAAGAAAGAUGCAUACAGGUUGGAGCUGGCUGGUGGGCUUGGAGCCAUCUUGUUGUUGCUAGGGGUCUUCACAGCCAUCUACAAGUGCUACAAUGUGGAGAUUAUGCUCUGUUAUCGACAUCACUUUGGCAACGAUGAGACAGAGGAUGACAACAAGGAAUAUGAUGCCUACCUCUCGUACACCAAAGUGGACCUGGACUCCGUGGGGCCAGAGAUAAGUGAGGAGGAGCAGUUGGCUCUGGAGAUCUUACCUGACGUGCUGGAGAAACACUAUGGCUACAAGAUGUUCAUCCCAGACCGAGAUCUCAUUCCCACCAGCAUCUACAUUGAGGAUCUGGCACGAAGUGUGGAGCAGAGCAGACGCCUCAUUUUCGUGCUGACCCCUGAGUUUGUGGCAAGGCGUGGCUGGAGUAUCUUUCAGUUGGAGCCACGGCUGCACAGCAUGCUGGUGACGGGCGAGAUCAAGGUCAUUAUGAUCGAGUGUGCUGACCUCCGCAACAUCAUCAACUAUCAAGAAGUGGAGGCCCUCAAGCACACCAUCAAAGUGCUCUCCAUCAUCAAGUGGCGAGGCACCAAGAGCAACCAGCUGAAGUCCAAGUUUUGGAAGCAGGUGGUAUAUGAGAUGCCUGUGAAAAAGAAAGAGACUCUGUCUCGCCGACAGGUGCUGGACUCUGGUGAGCAGGGCCUCUUUGGCGACCUGCAGGCUGUCUCUACUAUCGCCAUGACGACCACCUCACCUACAGUGGCACCUGCCCAUGCUGAGAUCCCAGACUUUAAUCAGUCUACCCUCCCACAGAUGCGACACUUCUGCCGGAGCUAUGAGUAUGAGAUGCCAGCCUCAUCACUACAAAUAGCGACACUCAGCAACCGUCACAUGUACUGCAAUAUCCCUAUGACGCUGCUCAAUGGACAAAUGACCCAGAAUAACACUGGGGGAAAGGCCAAGCAAGAUUUUCACUUAAACAACACAUUCGUCCCACUGUCAGGGCGAGAACUCAGCAGUGAUAUCUGGUAGAAACAUCAACGGCAAUAUCUUCCAAGGUCCGUCACUUUUUUUGGUUUUGUUUUCAUCUGAUCUGCAUGAUAUAAUUUCAAAAAGACUGUAAACAUGAUAUUUUGCUCCUUCCUUCUGGGCCUUUAAUUAGCUGUGUUCAUUUUAAGGUUUUGUUUCAGCUGAAAAAUAAAAAAAAUCUCAAUAUAAAGUUGCUAUGAAUAUAAUUUUCCUACUUGAAUUUCUCCUUUUUGGAGAUGAGUAAUAAGAAACCUUGUUUUUCAUGUUCAAGGAAUUGAUAGUAUGUACAGUUUCAUAUCUUAUGAAGACAUUCAAGAUUCCUUAAUAUUGGUCUGUGAAUUGAUUGAGCCCACAUUAAAAAGUUUUUGCCUAGAACUUUUUCAUUUUCAGGUGAGUGACUGCUUUGGUCAUUGCAGCACAAUUAUGUAAAGGCAGGUUGAACACAUUUGAUGUGAGCUUUAAAAAUAUUACAGUAUAUUAAACAAAUAAAUGCUAAUUAAAUUAACAAAAAAAUUGUGUUUGUUGGAAGCCAAUUAAAUAUUAAAUAUUGAUAUUUAAGUAUUUUAAAAACUACAGUUUGCUUGAUUUUCAGUGAGUUAAGUUUGCUGUCUCUUCACUGAGGACUCAAAAUGAAGUUUUCUUAAGGCUUUCUGUCUAAUUAUGUUUUUUGUUUGUUUGUUUAGUUGGUUGGGGUUUUUUUUUUUUAAGAGAGAACUUGCUUUUUUGUCUGAUAGACCCAGCAGUUGUACCUUGUAUCAAACACAAAUUAUGCCAGUCAACUGUAUUCAUUUUAUUAUUUACAUAUAUUAUUCAGUACACUCUCGUAGCAUUUGUAUGUCAUUAUAUCAUGACACCUUUUCUUUAUCGGAAAGUGUUGCCACUACAUCUAGGGGUCUCUGGCAUAAAAUGCACUCUGUAGCCAACACUGACAGUGAGUUCUUUAGAAUGAUUAAAUGACACCAAAUUCUCUUGGUGAUUUUCAUGUCAUCUUUU
Electrophorus electricus (electric eel) is the source of this 3826-nucleotide messenger RNA. It is a transcript of the gene il1rapl2, whose product is annotated as interleukin 1 receptor accessory protein-like 2. Gene Ontology annotation, biological process: signal transduction. The record is from RefSeq and is a predicted model, not a curated record. Lineage: Eukaryota; Metazoa; Chordata; Actinopteri; Gymnotiformes; Gymnotidae.